Molecule: messenger RNA, 902 nt
Organism: Mandrillus leucophaeus (drill)
Lineage: Eukaryota; Metazoa; Chordata; Mammalia; Primates; Cercopithecidae
Gene: IDI2
Product: isopentenyl-diphosphate delta isomerase 2
Biological process (GO): isopentenyl diphosphate biosynthetic process
Cellular component (GO): cytoplasm
Molecular function (GO): isopentenyl-diphosphate delta-isomerase activity
Source: RefSeq, a predicted model, not a curated record
AUGCAUUUUUUUCCAGGGUAUUUUACCGACUCCCGUUGUAGCCACCCAUUAUACAACCCAGCAGAACUGGAAGAAAACGAUGCCAUCGGAGUGAGGCGGGCGGCCCAGAGGCAUCUGCAAGCAGAGCUGGGAAUUCCUGGGGAGCAGAUUUCUCCAGAGGACAUUGUGUUCAUGACAAUCUAUCACCACAAGGCAAAAUCAGACAGAAUUUGGGGAGAGCAUGACAUUUGUUACCUUCUGCUUGUGAGGAAAAAUGUCACCGUGAACCUGGAUCCCAGUGAAAAGAAAAGCAUCCUCUACCUGUCCCAGGAGGAGCUGCGGGAGCUCCUGAAGAGGGCCAGGGGCGAAGUCAAAGUCACCCCCUGGCUAAGAACCAUUGCCGAGAAGUUUCUGUACCGGUGGUGGCCUCACCUGGAUGAUGUGACCCAGUUUGUGGAGCUUCACACAGAGUAUGAGAGGCAGGGAGAUCGAGUCAGCCGUGUGGAAUGCUCUCAGUGCAGGCAGACACACCAUCGAGGCAACAGCACACCCAACACAGGGCGAAAGGGGCAUGUGAUUGCCCAUCAGCUAUAAAUCACUCGUUUCCUUUUCAUCAACUUUGUCAUGUCUUCAUUUUCCCUUUCCUUUAUUUCUAUAUUUCUCAUCUGCCUGGUGGCACGGAGGAAAUUUAACGUUUCCCUUGUCCCAGUUUCCAUUUUAUAAGCACUUGGUCGAUGAACAGCGGCUGAUCCCGAAAGUCUUGGGGAGAGCUUGAGAGUUCUGACGCAGGCGGACUAGCAUGGCUGGACUGUGAGGCUGCCUCCCCACAGCUUUAUCCGAGCCUCCAAGGUCAGGAGGGGUCUCUGCUCCAUCUGUUUCUUUCUAAAUCACUUAUUUCCAAGUGCAACACAAGGUUGCAUUUU